This is a messenger RNA of Helicoverpa zea (corn earworm), 1497 nucleotides long. RefSeq names its product retinaldehyde-binding protein 1-like. The record is from RefSeq and is a predicted model, not a curated record. The coding region runs from base 321 to 1259 and encodes 312 amino acids. Lineage: Eukaryota; Metazoa; Arthropoda; Insecta; Lepidoptera; Noctuidae. Gene Ontology annotation, cellular component: membrane. The transcript has 6 exons. Gene Ontology annotation, molecular function: phosphatidylinositol bisphosphate binding.
AAAAUUAACAGUUAUUUAUAGUAUUGUGAUUGAAUAAUUUUCAAAUACAAUCGACGUUCCAAGCGAGUGCAUAAAUUAUUUUUUCUCUAUGUACGUAAUAUUAGGUGAGUAUUUAUAUAAAUGCGUCGCCUAUUUGCUUGAAAUUCACUCUUAGUGGAAACUCCCGCGCAUCAAUAUCAAAUUAUUAUCGAAUAAAAAAAUAUCUCAUUUAACAAUAAAAUAAUUGAAAAUUAAUAGAUAAAAUUAAAAAUAGGAUUUAUUAAUUUAGAAAAAAAGUUUAAAAAAAUAUAAAAAAUUGGAAAGUUUUCUGAAAAAAAAAAAUGGAGUCAAUUAAACCGUGUCCAAUUUUCGAAUUCAAUGACAACCAAUUGAUGAACGUUCGGAAAUGUUUCGGUUAUGACGAUAUCAAUAGGUUGAAACAAGACAUAGAUCAGUUGGAAGAUUGGAUCAAAAAGCAGCCCCACUUCAGGGUCAAAGAAUUUGAUCGAGACUUUUUGGAGCGCUACCUCAUCUACAAUAAAGGGUCCAUUGAGAGGGCUAAGAAGCGUUUCGAUAAACUAUGUACAUUUACCGGCAUGAUGCCUGAGUUUCUUCAGAACUACGAUAUUAGGAAUGAAUUUGUGCCUCAUAAUAAUGUUUGCAUGACAUGCGUUCUACCGAAGCCAACUCCUGACAAUUAUCGCGUGGUGGUGAGCGUCUUAACAGGAGUCCAUGACAACAAGUUUGAACUCAUUUCGUACUACCGGUAUCUUAUUGUGUUUGGCCACUACAUGCUACAACAUGACUAUUGCAACGGUUACGAGAUAAUUGGUGACACCAGGAAUAUCCAAAUGGGAACAGUCAAGACGCUGAACCCUAUAAUUGUUCACAAAGCUCUAAAUCUUGUCAUUGAAGCUUUAGGUCAGCGAAUGAAGAAGAUCCAUUUUAUAAGUGGGUCCAAAUUCUUCGAUACGCUUAUCACAGUUAUCAAGCAAGGUCUUAGUCAAAAACUUUCUCAAAGAUUGAUCAUACAUGAUAGUGUUGAAUCGCUAUAUGAACAUAUCAAAAGAGAGCAUUUGCCGACGGACCUUGGUGGGGAUGAGAAGAGCAUGAAGGAAUUGACUGAAAUGGACUUCAAAGAAAUAAGUUCGGAUGAACACAUUGCAAGAGUGAAAUACAUGGAACAGGCUUCGACUGAUGAAUCUCUUCGGAAUUCAGCUACCUUCAAUGAAGAGUAUUCAGGCAUGCCUGGAUCUUUCAAAACUUUGUGUGUAGAUUAAAAAAACGGACGACUUGAAAACCUCCUCCUCUGAAGUCGAUUAAAGAUGGUCGAUUUCAAUUGUUUUGGUUUUAGGGGUCUUGGAAACAGUUGUUUAAUUUAUUAAUUGUCUGGAUAAUGAUGGUGUUAUUAUAAAAAGUUUACCAGACCUUUGAGAUGUGUUUGCAAAACUGUUGUAUUCAAUUCUUUCUUAAAAAUGUCAAAGGUCUUUUGGACUUGUUCAGUGGUUAUUUAUUGUU